Messenger RNA from Malaclemys terrapin pileata, 1329 nucleotides. RefSeq lists its product as uncharacterized. The transcript is spliced from 3 exons. Bases 496 to 1329 code for a protein of 277 amino acids. NCBI's taxonomy places the organism in Eukaryota, Metazoa, Chordata, Testudines, Emydidae. The record is from RefSeq and is a predicted model, not a curated record.
UCUAACUCACGACAUGUCCACACUGGCAAGGCACAUAGAGCGCUCUGACUCCGCAGCUGGGGCACUCCUGGUAAUCCACCUCCGUGAGAGGCAUAACGCUUGGUGCGUCCUGGCUGGAGCCCCGCGGCGCUAGUGUGGACAACCUGGUCUGUUAAUGCGCUCUGAUCGGCCUCCAGAAGUGUCCCAUAAUGCCUGUUCUAGCGACUCUGGUCAUCACUUUGAACUCUACUGCCCUGCCCUUAGGUGACCAACCGUCAGACCCGCCCUUUACAUUCUCUGGGAUUUUUGAAAAUCCCCUUCCUGUUUGCUCAGCAAGACGUGGAGUGCACUCAGCGCAUCUUUGCAGGUGACCAUGCCUCCACCUGCCAGGUGAUCCCCACUAUGGAGCAAUGGCAAGGUGCUGGACCUCAUCAGUGUUUGGGGGGAGGAAGCUGUCCAGUCCCAGCUGCGCUCCAGCCGUAGGAAUUACGAUACCUUUGGGCAAAUAUCAAGGACAUGAUGGAAAGGGGCCAUGACCGGGACAUGCUGCAGUGCAGGGUUAAAGUGAAGGAGCUGCGGAAUGCCUACCGUAAAGCCCGCAAGGCAAACCGCCGCUCUGGUGCUGCCCCCGCGACCUGCUGUUUUUACAAAGAGCUGGACACAAUACUGGAGGGCGACCCCACCUCCAUUCCAAGGACCACCAUGGACACUUCAGAGCCCAGUUCAACAAGGCAGGAGGAGGAAGAGGAGGAAAGUGGGAGCGAGGGUGCUGAGGAGGAGGAAGACACCCCAGCAUCCCUAGAUGCCUGCAGCCAGGAGCUGUUCCCAAGCCAGGAGGAAGGUAGCCAGUCACAGCGGCUGAUGCUUGGGGAAGGACAAACACCAGAGGACAUGCCCGAUGCAACCUUGAGAUCUCAGCCGUCCAUGUUAUCACCGUCCGAAAGACUCCAAAGAAUUAGGAAGAGGCCACGUAGAUGCAACGAAGACAUGCUGCAUGAAAUAAUGCAGCAGUCCCUUCAUGAAAAUCAAGAAGCGCAGGAAUGGAGGGAGGGUGAAAGGAGGUACCACCAGCAGAAUGCGGCAUGCCGGCACCAAAGCGUGGAGCACCAGCACCACAGCAUGGAGUGGCUAAUAAGCAUUAUGAAGCGCCAAGCAGACUUGAUCCAGGCGCUUGUAGUCAUGGAGAACAAGCGUUUUAGAGGAAAUCUUGAAUGUGAUGGAGAGUUGGCUGUUUUUGCUAUGUCUUUAGAAACUAGUGACACCUUUGCCCCUCAUGGAGACAUUGAAGCAAUAAUUUUAGAGGAACUCCCACUGUACUUCACAGAAAUGCAAACUUGGUUUUAUAUAUAA